Malaclemys terrapin pileata is the source of this 2659-nucleotide messenger RNA. Its product is annotated as L-amino-acid oxidase-like. The record is from RefSeq and is a predicted model, not a curated record. The transcript has 6 exons. Bases 808 to 2295 code for a protein of 495 amino acids. Gene Ontology annotation, biological process: amino acid catabolic process. Gene Ontology annotation, molecular function: L-amino-acid oxidase activity; polyamine oxidase activity. NCBI's taxonomy places the organism in Eukaryota, Metazoa, Chordata, Testudines, Emydidae.
UCUCUUUGUCACCUCAUACUUUUCUUUCCCUCUUCUUUUCAGACAGGUAUGUUUUUGGAUUUGUUUUUCAGUGCCACUUUCUGCUCUGUAAGGGUUCAUUCCAAAUGCCACUGAAAUUGAUGAGAAGAUUCCCAAUAAUUUCUAUGAGCCUUGGAUCAUGCCAUAAUGGUAGCUAGUGUGUUGUGUGGGGUUUUUUGUUUAUUUGUUUGUUUUGAGACUGAGAGAGAGUGCAUACCCAUCUAUGUGGGUAUUUCAUGGUACAAUUAGGUCAUCAAGGGCAUGAUCCUCAACCAUUGAAAGCAAUGGGAGUUUUGUCAUUAACUUAAAUGGCGGUAGGAUCAGACUCUGACGUUGUAAAUACAUUUAUUGUCAUUAACCUUGUAUAAUCCUCUGAGCGAGUGCACUAAGAUGUUGGGGGACCCAUUUACAAUUUCUCUGCUCUCCUCAAAGCUGUGGCACAAAUCAAGGACAAUGUUCUAAUGCUAGAGAUGAUUCCAUGAGAUUCCUCAUGUGCUUAAGUUUUGUAGGAUCAGUGUUUAAAACAAGUCACAUUAUUCAAAGGAAAUUGUUGACACUGUUUUGUUUCCUGAAUGAAAUUGGUGCCCAUUUCAAAAGGAAAAGGGGGGAGGGUGUUAUUCUGUAGUUCUUUGGGUAAUCAGUUUGUACCUGUAAUUCAGGGCUGGUUUGCUGCACACCCUUAUCUGGAUUUUAGCUCUGCUGUGGACUGAUUUGUGUAAUUUCAGUGAUGCCAUCUGGAUUUCAGAGAAUGAGUUUGCUUCACUGACUGCAUUAUUCAUUCACUGCACCAUGCUUUUCUUUGUGCAUAUGUCCCCAGCACUUUCCAGGCUGUUUCUCCUUGUGGCUGUACUAUGGUCUGAGAGUUUCUCUAGAUUUCCCAAAUCUUGCCUUGAUGAUCCCGACUACGAUGAGCUGGUGAAGAUUGCCGAAAAUGGGCUCGGAAAGGCAGCUCAUCCAGUGGAGGUGGUCAUUGUAGGGGUUACAGUUCUGGAAACCAGUGGUCGUGUGGGAGGACGAGUCAGGACCUAUCGAGAUGAGACACAUGAUUGGUAUGUGGAGUUGGGAGCCAUGCGUUUGCCAAGCACCCACAGAAUUGUUCAUGAAUUUAUUAGGCAAUUUGAUCUUAAGCUAAACAAGUUCUCUCAGACAGAUGACAACGCCUGGUAUUUGGUUAAUAGUGUCAGGACAAAAGCUGGGAAUAUCAGACAGAACCCUGAUAUCUUGAAUUUUACUGUGGCUCCCUCAGAGAAAGGCAAAUCUGCUAAGGAACUUUAUGAAGGAAUUCUGCAGAAGGUCUUAGAGCAGUUCUGGAGUCUAGAUUGUGGAGCGUUGCUGGAUCGGUAUGACUCCUUUUCCACCAAGGAGUACUUGAUUAAAGAAGGGAAAUUAAGCCAUGGGGCUGUACAGAUGAUUGGAGACUUGAUGAAUGAGGGUGCUGGAUUCCACAGGUCAUUUCUUAACUCUCUCAUGGAGUUUAAUAUCUUCUUUCAUGAAGACGGUUUUGAUGAGAUCACAGGGGGAUUCGACCAAUUGCCCCUGGCCUUCUACAGGUCUAUGCCUGGAGUUGUCCAGCUGAACUGCACAGUAGAGCAGAUAAAAUACAUUGGUAACAAGGUCCAAGUAUUGUACCAUAGUGCACACAACACAUGUAGCCCCUCCUCAGUGAUGGCUGAUUAUGUCCUUGUCACAGCCACAGCAAAAGCCAUGAGACUUGUCAAAUUUUUGCCACCGCUUUCCUCCAAUAAGACCCACGCCCUGCGCUCCAUUCACUAUGCAAGCGCCACCAAGGUUGCCUUGGCCUGCACUGAAAAGUUCUGGGAGAAGGAUGGGAUUCGAGGUAGGCCGUCAAUCACAGAUCGUCCUUCCAGAUUCAUCUACUAUCCCAACAACAACUUCUCUAGUGGGGUGAGGGUGAUUGUGGCUUCCUACAUGUGGAACAACGACGCUGAAUUCUUUCUUCCCCUGAGUGACAAGAAGUGCAUCGAUGUGGUGCUGGAGGACCUGGCAGAAAUCCACAAUGUAUCUAAGGACCAUCUCCGGUCUGUUUGUGAUAAACACGUGAUACAGAGAUGGAAUCUGGACAAACAUUCCAUGGGAGCAUUUGCCUCAUUCACCCCCUACCAGUUUGCUGACUAUCCUGGGCCUUUGUUUCAGAAUGAAGGGAGGGUCCACUUUGCAGGAGAACACACAGCCCUGCCUCACGGCUGGAUUGACACUGCUGUGAAAUCUGCUGUGAGAGCAGCAAGGAACAUCCACAGGGUUAGCUAUCUGUCGUAGGGGAAACAUUAGCUGCAGAAGAAGCAAGAACAACAAGAGCAGGAGCAGGAAAGGGUUGACUGGGUUCAAAAAUGUGGACUUUAAUUGCUUUAUGGGUGUUUAAGGAAGGCACAACUGCACUGGACACUGAGGAGGGAAUUAGAAACUGCACUGAUAAUCUCCUUCACGGGGACAGAUCCUCAACUGGUGUAAAUUGGUGUAUUUCCAUUGAGUCAAUAGAGCUAAACCACUCAAGACCAGUAGAGGAUCUUGCCCCAAAUCCAGUGUCUGUAAACUGAGCUUGUUCUGUCUCCUUUGAAAUAUUAAAUAAAACUACUACAGUAUAGAAACCUCCACAGAAUUAAUUUGUUUCAUUAAUCAAAAU